AUGGGACAAGGUAAGGAAAUUAAGACGAGACCAGAUCCUCAAGUUGAGAUUCAAGAAAGAGGAGAAAUAUUCUUCUUUUAUAGACCAAAGGUGAACAAAGAAGAAGCUCACAGUGUGGACGAUGUUCAAAGGUUAUACAUAGUGAUGCGUCCAGAGUCUGGUGAGAAUCCCGUUGAAGAGAAACAAGACCCUCUCUCUGGUAAAGAAGGUUCCGAAGACGAGACUAGCAGCUCAAAGAAAGAAGGUGAAGGAGGACACGGCGUUGAGAAAGUAAACAUAGAGAAACAGAUCCUGUUACGAUUCAUAGUGAUGGGUAAGAAAACUCUUCCUGAUCCGAGUAAGAAGUCGCAACCUUUCUGGGGGUUCGUGGAGUUGGUGACAACAAACGUUGAAGAUGUAAAAGAAGCUCUUAAAGGAGAGGAGUACCAGACAAAGACAAGAGGUCAUAGACACAAGCCACCAGCAAGAGCUGUCGGAGAAGGAAUAUACAGAAUUCUCCGACAUAAACCUUCUCCGACAAGAAAACACCAUACACAUCUCGUCUACAAACUCGAGUUUCCAUCGCGGAAAGAAGAACAACACGAGCCGCAAGAGUCGAUGAACAUUGAACAGGAAGGCUCCUUUCUGAUCCAAGUUCGAAACCCGGAGCAAAGAAGAGGAGGGAGAGGGUCAGGGUUUGGAGGGCUGAAGAGGAAAAGAAAGGCCCAGUUUCCAGCCCAUCUUCAGGCCCAUUUUGGUCAUACCCGGUUUGGGGCAGCCGACCCGCCUGAUUUCUUGAAUUAUGAAGGGUGUGAGUUUUUACUGAUCGCUGCGUCUGAUGAUAUAGAGGAAGAGUUAGGGGUGGAUUUGGAGCCUGAAGGUGAAGGCGAUGAGUCAAAGUGCGAUCUUGUGAAGACUUUUGGGGAUGAUGUAGAUGCUACUCCUUUACUUCGUGGUACAUGGGACUAA
Molecule: messenger RNA, 948 nt
Organism: Eruca vesicaria subsp. sativa (arugula)
Lineage: Eukaryota; Viridiplantae; Streptophyta; Magnoliopsida; Brassicales; Brassicaceae
Source: the annotation of a GenBank genome assembly